Molecule: messenger RNA, 3801 nt
Organism: Aspergillus ochraceoroseus IBT 24754
Lineage: Eukaryota; Fungi; Ascomycota; Eurotiomycetes; Eurotiales; Aspergillaceae
Gene: tof1
Product: putative DNA repair protein (Tof1)
Exons: 4
Coding region: 41-3541 (1166 amino acids)
Biological process (GO): DNA repair; replication fork arrest; DNA replication checkpoint signaling
Cellular component (GO): replication fork protection complex
Molecular function (GO): DNA binding
Source: RefSeq, a predicted model, not a curated record
AUGAACGCAGAGGGCGACGGAACAAGCCCAACGGACUACGAUGGAGGAAGUAGUAUCGGUUGGCCAGACGGUCCAAGUGGUGGACCCUGACGUGCGUUCUCAUGUUUAUUCUCUGGUCACUGCGCUGGGAGGCUUCAAUGGCGAAAAUGCUGAUCAAUAUGUACUCGGUGACGAUGCGUUGGCUUGUUUUCGCGAUAUCAAGCGCUGGCUGAAAUUAUACGAUGAGAAAUACAACCGGAUGGAUGUAGCGCGAUGUCUGGGAGAAGCGAAUUUGGUCAACGGGGACGUCAUUCCGAUCCUUGCGCUGUGGUGGAAUAGUGGACAAAACAGCAAAUAUAUGUCGAGAAUCGCAUUGGCAUGUGUUGAGUUGCUAGUACCUUUGACUUGGCCGCUGGAGAUCCACGGCGAAAUGACAGUCAACCACCAUCGCCACUUGCCUUACCUACAGCAGGCGCAGGUGUCAUACAAACGUGCUAUCCUCAGUCAUGGUGGCUGCGGCCUUCUUCGAACCGUCAUCCGCAUUGGCCUUCCCAGUAUGGCAAUCCCACGAUCGGAACGAACAACUCGCGAUGAAGGAAUUCUGAAACUAAUGCUAUACUAUUUACGGAAUAUUGCGAUAAUAUCUGCCAAUGCCCGUCUCGCAGCAGAAGGGGAUGAGGAGGAAACGUCGAGAUCCGCGACAAUAAAUGCCUUCCAAAACCAGGAUGUCUUUGCGCUUCUUCUUACGUUGUGCUCUAACGUGAGCGAUGACUUCAACAUGCUAGAUGUUCCUCUUCUUGAGACUCUAUUCCACAUCGUAAAGGGUGUGAAUGUUGAGAAGCUCUUCAUGAAUGAUACCCAGCGAACUGCCAAGCGCUCCGACGAGCUGAAUGAUCUGCUACAACAGGAGUCAUCCCUACGAAGGGAAUACGCCAAAAACGCACCCACUCGCCACGGACGAUUCGGGACAAUGAUCUGGGUUAAGCGCGAUGACGCCAAGGUCUCUACGGUCUCAGGACAGGACGUCCUUAAAGAUGGUCAGGCCACCCUUUACAAGAUGGACCAAAGCAAGAAGUGGAACAAGCCCCAACAUCGCCAGAGGAAACAGGACGAGACAGUGAAUAACGAUUUCAGCACACCAGUGCAUCUUAAUCAGACUGCAUCGAAGAACUUGCGCACCUUCGUUGAAGAGUUUUUGGAUUCCGGAUUCAACCCUCUUUUUACACACGUUCGCAAGGCAGUUGAACGCGAGUCAGUUCGGGUUCUUCCCAUUAACAGACGACACUAUUUUUAUACCGUCGCCUGGUUCCUCGAAGCAGAGCGCGUACGGCGCGUACGGCAAAGUGAGAAGCGCUCUCAGAGCGAGCAACCCGGUAAAGAACUCGAGCCAGAUAGCUUUGGGCUGGUUGCCGGUGUUCUAAACCAGGAGAAUUUUGUUUUCUUGAAUAGGUCGAUGCAGUAUAGCUUUGACAAUAAAGAAUGGGAGGACCUCAAUGCUGCAAUGCGCUGUUUCACACAGAUUUUAUUGACGAUACAGGAGAUGGCUCAGUCGCCCCUUGAAGAGGAUCAAGAAAUUGCGGAAAAUAUCCAAAACAGGAUUUUCUACGAGGAAACAACCCAUGAUCGCAUACUCGCUGUCAUCCGAGGGUAUACUGAUCAAGGGUUUGGGUACUUGGAUGCAUGCACCGAAUUGUCACAUGUGUUCCUGCGAAUGCUGGAACGCUAUUCAAAAGAAAACGUUGACAUGCAAGUGCGAUCACGGAGGCGAGCUAGAGGUAAGAAGAAAGCAACCGAACAGCAGCAAGAGGGGGCCAACGACGAGGAGCCGGCAUCAGAGGAAGAAGAUUUCGCAGAAGCUGAAAGAGAGUCGAAGGAGCGCAAAUUCGACUUUACACGCUUUGCUACUAGAUUUUGCAACCAAAAAAGCGUCGACACCUUCGUGACCUUCCUAAAGUACUACAAGGAACUAAAUACGGAACAGCUGAAACGUGCGCACCGAUAUUUCUAUCGGAUAGCUUUCAAGCAAGAGAUGGCUGUCUUGCUGUUCAGAGUUGACAUUCUCAAUCUUUUCUACCGGAUGAUCAAAGGGCCAGGCGCGCUCGAUUCGAAGAAGCCAAUUUUCAGAGAGUGGGAAGAGUUGGUUCGACAGCUUGUAAGACGACUUAUCAAGAAACUCGACCAGCGCCCCGCCCUGGUGACUGAGCUAUUGUUCAGCAAGAUCAAUUCGACCGCAUUUUACCUGGAAUACGGAUAUGACAAACAGACGAUAAGGACGACUAGAAGGGCUCCGGCGGAACUCGAGGUUGAUCCUAGAGAAGCUUCUACUGUGGAAGAAAAGCUCAGCAUCGUAGUAGCUGCUUUGGUAAGGGACGAGCAAGCUGGAUUAGUCAAGUGGAUUAGCGAUGUUCUGGGAUCAGCAGCAGACGAAAGGGAAGCAUGGGAAGCCCAAAAGCAAGCUCAAAAUGACGAAGUUUUGGGCACUGCAGAAUCCCCGAACCCCAUCAUUGCCGUCAAACCGCACGACGACUCGUGUAGAACGGCAAUGUUUCUCAACGCUAAGCUCCGACUCCUGCUAACAUUAGUCAAAUUUGAACGACUAGGGCAGGAGGAUGUGGAGGGGGCAUCCUGGAUCGUUCCGUCCGCAUUAGGCUCGACAGAACUGCGAGAAUCGAAGUCUGUCAUUGAUAAAGCCCUUGUCAUUGGGGAUACCGAUGGACGCGAUCCCCGCGAAUUGUUGCGGCGAAAAUAUGCCGGCGAGGCUAGGGGAGGCGCCGAGCAAACACAUCUUGAUGUAAAUUUCGGAUCGGACUCCGAAGGCGAGGAUAAUGUUCCUGAUGGGUCUCUGUUUCCGCCAAAUCCUCGAUCGAGGACCAACGCCCUUGAUGAGCUAAAGAAGAAGCGCAAGAAGCGUCUGGAUGACGUUGAAAGGGACCCAAUUGACGAGGAAACAUUGGAAGAGCGCCGCCAAGCGCGAUUGGAAAAUACCAGAGCUCGCCUGGCUAAGAUUAAGAGCGAUCUUUACGUGCAUGCCAGUGACGAGGAAACGGAUGAAGAAGCGGAUGAGGAGUUCUUCCGGCUUGAAGAACAGAGGCGAAAAGACCAAUCAGAACGGAUCAAGAAUGCCCUCCUCCAUGGCGUCCCAGAAGACGCAGGUGCAAGGUCAAGCAAAAAGCGAGGCAAACGAUCAAACGAUUCCAAGGCUCCUGGCGAAGGAGCCAGCGGGAAGCGGCGACGACAUAGCGCACAAACCAGCGAACUUGAUGAUGACGACGACAUUCUUAUGAGCGAUACUGCCAUGUCCCGUGAAAGCCCCUCCGGCGAGAAUAACGACACACCUCUCAUACCGGGAGAUGAUGAGCUUUACUUUGAUGAUGAUCUAGCAUUCAGACGAGAUCGAGAGAAGGACCCAGAUCCGCAUGUUAGCGAUGAAACUCAUGCUUCGGACGCCUCUAAAGCAGACGAAGGCGCAAAUGAAGACGACGAGGAUGAAGAUGUGCCUUUGGCUGCCCCAGCUCGUAGGCGCAUGCGAGCAGGUUUUGUCAUGGAUAGCGAUUCGGAAUAAUCCCCUAUGCGCUACAGUGUAUCUAUCAUAGGGCGAUUGAUGACUUUUAUGAGGAGCUUUGGCGUUGUAUUUGGACCAGCCUUAGGACAAAGCUUUUAGGGCAUGCAUAUUUCGCAGGGAUACCUCCUUUGCCUUGCAUAAAUAGUAUCAAUUCUAACCAACUGGGUAUAACAAGGGCAUCGUAUUCCUGCACUACAGACCACCAAGUAGUUAGUUAACUAGUAAAUUGAGAUUUGUCACGGAGAUGACUCACGUCGUAG